UAGCUGCUGCUGUUUCCUACUUCUACGUAUCUUCCUGUUUCUGUUGGCGCGAUCCAACGUUCGUUGGUUUCGUUACUCUCCAUUCCUGUUCAUUCCUGUCUCGUUUCGCCGGCUUCAACAGUGAUUCGAGUUGAUUGAGAAGGGAAAAAUGGGUAAGGCAAAAGUGUGGAAGUACAAUAAGGAUCAAGAAGCAAAAAAACAGCAAUUGCAUGGAACAAAAGACGGUUCUGUAAAGAAGAACAAAAAGCCUAAAUUUAAAUCUACACCCACAGGCAAAGUAGCUUUGAUCAACAGUUCUAAGGAGCAGAACAAGUUGUCCCGGAAAAAUCUCCAGAAAGGCUUUGGCAAUGGGAACAUUCAGACAAACAUUUUGCCCAAGAAAGCAUCCAAGAGUAAUGGUAAUCAAUUGAAGCAAGGUUCUCCAAAUAAAAAACAUUCUCUGAGUAAAGCACAAAACGAUUCUAUUGCGGCUCAAAAGGAACACAAAAACGUUUUACACCCUAAAACCAAAAUGCACCAGUCACAUGAUGAGAGUUUAAUCAAAUCUGAUACCAUUGAUUUUGAGUCUGCUAGUUCGUCAGAUAUGGAAGAUUCAUUUAAUGAUGUACAAUCUGAUUCCGACAUUGCUGUCCCAGACAUUUUAGGACAGUCUUUAGCGGAUGAUUCAGAUGAAGAUGAUAAAGAUUUUGAAGAAGAGGAUGAUGAUAGCAAUGAAGAAGAGGAUGAUGAUAACAGCAAUGAAGAAGAGGAGGAGGAGGAGGAUGAUAGCAAUGAAGAAGAAUAUGAUGAUGACAGCGAUGAAGAAAUGGUUGAGCAUAGAGGUGUAAAGAUGUUUAAAGGUUUAAAAUCUAACAUCAAGAAGAAUGAUAUUGACGAGGAAGAUCAGGAAGAUGAUGAUGAUGACGAAGAUGAAAACAAAAGUGAUGAGGAUAUGGGAUUCGGUAAUGAAGACGAUGAUGACGAUGAAGAUGACGAUGAAGAUGACGAAGAUGAAGAGGAAGAGAAUGAUAAUGAUAGAAAACAACUACAAAAAAAAUUAGGUGAAGCAGAUUCUUCAUUGGAAAUUGAUGAAAGUGAUGAGAUUGAGGAUGAAGAUGAGGAUGAAGACGAAGAUAUAGAUGAGGAUGACGACAGCACAGACGAAGAGUUGGGUAUAGAGGCACUUUUAGGAAAAAGUAUUGCAGAUGAUGAUGAUGAUGAAGAUUUUAACGAGGAAGAUGAGGAUGAUGAAGACGAUGAUAUUAGUAGCGAAGAUGAAUAUAUUAGUAGUAAAGAUGAGAUGAAUGUCAUAAGAAAAGAGAAUGCAAAGAAGAAAACUGCAGAAGCUCCCAAUAAAAAAGGAGAAACACAAGGAUUGACUACAUUAGAGCACCUUUCUAAAAAGGAAGUGGAAUUGACAAAAAAAAUGAUUGCGAUUCAAAAUAUCCCCUCAAAUAAAACAGAAGAAGAACUAAGAAAAAUGUUUGGUCAAUUUGGGACUAUUGAGAGUUGUCAUUUAAAAUAUGACUCCAAAGAGGAAAUUUCAAAGAGUUCUAAAAACAAGGCAUUUAUUUUAUACAAGACUGAAAAAUCUGCACUGAAGGCAGCGAAGGCUAUGCAUGGAAAGAUGAUUGGUCCAAACUACUUGUUUGUACAGAAUCUUUAUAAAUAUGACCAAGAUAUCGAUAGGUCAAAAAUUAUAGCGAUACACAAUUUGAAAUCGACAAUCGACGUUAACAUGAUCUGGUCACUCUUUACUCAACAAUGUGGACCUGUGAAGUUCAUACAGUUGGUGCAUGAUGAACAAACUGGAUUGAGCAAAGGAAGCGCUGUUAUUUAUUUUGAAACUGAAGACGUUGCACGUUCCGCUUUUAAGUUAAACGGUUAUAAAUUCUCUGGACGAUCAAUAAAAGUGGAACCAUAUGAUGGUCCUAUUAGAGAUAAGGGAAGGAUCUUUGGUACAGGAACGUGGGGAAAAGAAUGUUUGAUGUAUCUCGUAAACAGAAACAAAAAAAGAGCUCUCUUGAAUCAGAAUGAUAAUAAACCAUUAAAAAAGUUUAAGCACAGUUUGGAGACAAACGUAGCAUAUAAUGUUGAAAAAAAUGUUAAGAAACAAAAGAAGCAGCAAGCAGAAAACAAGCAGUCUCCUACUAGCAGUUUAGGAUUUCAGGGUCAAAAAGUCGAUUUAAAAAACAAAAAGAAGAAGAAUAAACUUGAUAAGAAAAAGAAGAGGAUGGCAGAAAAACUCCUAGCUAAAUCCGGCAAAAAUUUAAACUAAUGCCGUGAUGUGUUUUAUUGAUUUUUUUACUAAUUUAUGUAAGAGAGACUUUUAAUAUUCUAAGAUAUCUUCCGCGCGUUUAUUUAAUAUUGAAAAGUAGUAAUAAAUAUUGGUUUGAAAAAAUGCUGUUUAGUAUAAAAAUAAGUAUUAUUUCAAAAGACACUGCCGAGAAUAGAAAUAAAUGACAAACGAAAAUAUACCUUCACACAGCAUGUAUAUAAAUAUAUUUUUCUUUAUAGCGUUAUAAUGUAA
Molecule: messenger RNA, 2509 nt
Organism: Solenopsis invicta (red fire ant)
Lineage: Eukaryota; Metazoa; Arthropoda; Insecta; Hymenoptera; Formicidae
Product: nucleolin
Exons: 4
Coding region: 149-2257 (702 amino acids)
Molecular function (GO): RNA binding
Source: RefSeq, a predicted model, not a curated record